Molecule: messenger RNA, 1358 nt
Organism: Bubalus bubalis (water buffalo)
Lineage: Eukaryota; Metazoa; Chordata; Mammalia; Artiodactyla; Bovidae
Product: keratin-associated protein 9-7-like
Exons: 1
Coding region: 62-874 (270 amino acids)
Cellular component (GO): keratin filament
Source: RefSeq, a predicted model, not a curated record
AGGUAUUCAGAUUCUGAGAAAUUUGUCUCUGCUCAGAAGCCACCCCUCCACACCUGACACCAUGAGCCAUUCCUGCUGCUCCCCUUGCUGUCAACCUACCUGCUGCAGGACCACCUGCUGCAAACCUACCUGUGUGACCACCUGCUGCACGACCACCUGCCUGAAGCCUACUUGUGUGACCACCUGCUGCCAGCCCACCUGCUGUGAGUCCAGCUGCUGUCGGCCUUGCUGCCCCCCAACUUGCUAUCAGACUAGUGAAAACACCUGCUGUAGGACCACCUGCUGCAAACCUACCUGUGUGACCACCUGCUGCCAGCCCGCCUGCGGUGGGUCCAGCUGCGGCCAGCCUUGCUGCCUCCCUAUCCGCUGUCAGACCACCUGCUGCAGGACCACCUGCCUCAAGCCUACUUGUGUGACCACUUGCUGCCAGCCCACCUGCUGUGAGUCCAGCUGCUGUCAGCCCUCCUGCCCCCAAACUUGCUGUCAAAUCACUGAAACCACCUGCUGCAAACCUACCUGUGUGACCAGCUGCUGUCAGCCCACCUGCUGUGGAUCCAGCAGCGGUGGACAAAUCUGCGGUGGUUCUAACUGCUGUCAGCCUUGCUGUCAGGCAGCUUCCUGUGCACCCGUGUACUGCCAUAGAACCUGCUACCACCCCACGUGCUGCUGCCUGCCUGGGUGCCAAGACCAGAGCUGUGGAUCCAGCUGCUGCCAGCCUUGCAGCCGCCCUGUCUGCUGUCAGAUCACCUGCUGUAGGACCACCUGCUGCAAACCUACUUGUGUGACCACCUGCUGCCAGCCUAUGGGCUGUGGGUCAAGCAAUUGUGGACAAAUCUGCAGCAGAUCCAGCUGCUGCCAGCCUUGCUGCUGCUGAAAAUCUCACCAAAGAACCACCAUCUUACAAAUCAACCUUGCUUUUCCUAGGACAAAUUCACUUCCAAAUGAUGCUGAAAGCCAGCAGUCUAUUACCAAUUUUUUUUGUUAUUCAUCUGCCUAUAUAAAAGCUUAUGAAUCAGCUUGAUGGAAUGUAGAGGACUUCACCUUGAUUCUCCCCUUCCUAUCUGUGUGGGUCAUAUGCCAGUUUCCUGCAUCAUUAUAAUGGAGCAUCUUGGCUUUGACUUUGAAGUCUAGAUCUUCACCUUCUCUCUGCAUGUAUUUUAGGGAAAAAAUCCUCAUGACUUUUUCUUUAGUUUCUAAUACUUAUCUUCAUAAUAGUCUUCAUAAUCAUGUAUCUUUUCAAUAUACUGAUUAUUUUUGUAUCUUGCUUUCUUCUUUUCAUAAUUAUUUUGAGUUGUCUCUCUAGAUGCAGGGAAUUUUACCCGGAUUUCUAAAUAAAUCUUGUGCCACUAUUCAUCCCA